Aspergillus pseudotamarii is the source of this 1509-nucleotide messenger RNA. RefSeq lists its product as uncharacterized. The coding region runs from base 1 to 1509 and encodes 502 amino acids. NCBI's taxonomy places the organism in Eukaryota, Fungi, Ascomycota, Eurotiomycetes, Eurotiales, Aspergillaceae. The transcript has a single exon. The record is from RefSeq and is a predicted model, not a curated record.
AUGGCAGGUCUCACCGUUCCUGUUUACUUCCAAUAUCUACUACUUGCAUUGUCUGCUACUGUUGCGGUUUCCGCUGCCCCUACUUCCCAGGUUGACUCCCAACCCGAGCCCGGAUACGUCGCCGAGCCGAAUCAAAGAGGAACUCUUACGUUAUUCUGGAACUGCUUCUCUACAUUCAUCCUAUGCGUGUGGACUGCCGUCCAUCCGGAUGUUCUCCCUGUCCAGGGCCCCAGGUCCGCCAAUUUCUACAAGUUCUUUAUGAUGACCUGGGCAAUCGUGAUCCCGGAACUAGUGGUGUGUAUGGCAGUGGAGCAGCUUCUGCGAGCCAGAAAGAUUCGGAACCUCUGGGAGCAAACCUUCGAGGGUGACAGUGAGAAAAAGGAUUGGCUUGGACUGCCUGGCGCAUUCUUUGUGGUGAUGGGAGGCUAUGUCGUAGAGACGGAGAGCUACAACCAUCGCGUCAACUCGGUCCAGCCCAAACUACCCUCGAAAAGUAUUUCCAGUCAUCUCCAGCGGUCGAAACCCAUAACUGAACCAUUCGACUGCCCCCCACCUCUGGUGACAACCGUCGGACCCUUGGGUUUCGAACGCCUGUUGGAGAGUGGGAAAAUUCCAAGACUGAUUCGGGAUGGGACGCUACAAAAACACCAUUUUGACCAAACGGUUAUCGAGGAUAAAGGCAACGCGAAUACUAUCAGUAAGCUCCUUGUCGCGGUCCAGAUCUCCUGGCUGGUCAUUCAGUCAAUCGGUCGAAAACUCUCCGGACUCCCGGUCACCCUCCUUGAGGCCCAUGUGCUCAUCCAGAUCCUAUAUUCGAUCGCUGCAUACUGCUGUUGGUGGGCCAAGCCCUUGGAUAUCAACCGCCCCAUCCCACUGCCGCUUGACAGCGAUGACCUGAUGGGACAUGAUCUCACCCAGCCGACAACAAACCAUGAGCGUGACCUCCCGUUUUUCACAGAAUACUACGAACACAACGGAUGGGUGUAUAUUUUCUUUCGCGCGGCGUACAGUGUCUUGAAAUAUCUUCGACGGCCGAUUGAGUUCUGGGCCUCAAUACUUGCCAUUGUCAACGGUGGUCUUCACCUCUCCGUGUGGAACAACUACUUUCCCACCCCAGCGGAACGCAUCAUCUGGCGCAUAUCCGGGAUUGGGCUGGGGGCGUUCCCCACCAUAGUUUAUUUCGUCAUGUCCUGGAAUGAAGAGUUCGACAGUUUCUUCAUCAAGAUGUGGUACCGUAUGAGAUUUGAGACACGAUCCUGGCUCGGAAUGAUGUUGCGAGGCUGUUCGAUGAUGUGGGAACUGUGCCGUGAGAGCGUGCAUGACAACUCAUCCAACCGGAAGGUUCCCAUCUGGCUUCGGUAUGUCCUCCUGGGCAUCAGCAUUAUCGCGAUGAACUUGUAUGUGGCCUGCAUCCUCUUCCUGACGAUUGAGGCGUUUAUUAGCCUGCGGAGUUUACCAUCGGGAGCUUAUCAACAACCGCGUUGGACGAGUAUAUUUCCACAUGUUUAA